Molecule: messenger RNA, 2152 nt
Organism: Ricinus communis (castor bean)
Lineage: Eukaryota; Viridiplantae; Streptophyta; Magnoliopsida; Malpighiales; Euphorbiaceae
Product: transmembrane protein 87A
Exons: 5
Coding region: 323-1885 (520 amino acids)
Biological process (GO): transport
Cellular component (GO): membrane; Golgi apparatus
Source: RefSeq, a predicted model, not a curated record
UGCUCUAAACUCAAUCAUAACCAUAAAACCUAAUUUCAUAUCCUUAAAGUCAGAUCAUCCAACGACUAUAAAGCUUCCACCUCGUCAGAAUCUAGUACAAGCACACAGCACCGUAAUUUCUCCAGACCAUGGAGGUACUAAUAACAGCAGCUUGAUCUCUCACUAUUAAAGCCUUCUCUUUUUAAUUUUUCACUUUGUCUUGUUCCCAACAACAAGAUCUCAACAAGCAGAUCUAAAUAUCACUAAAUCCCGAACUGACAGACACACCCAUUUUCUCUCUCUAAGAUCGUUUAUCUGUCUCUCUCUAGAACCCUGAAGAGCAAUGAUGUUAAAACUUUACAGUUCAAUGUCUGUUAUAUCUACUCUUACAUGUUGUGUAUGGUUCUUUAUAAGCUGUGUCGUUGAAGGGUCAGUUCAUGAGUAUAAAGGUGACAGAUUUGUAGCUAAAGGCAAUGCCUUUGUUGUUCAUGGAGGCAAUGAAGGGAUUUACUCUUCUACUAACAGUGGAGAUUUCAAUGAAAGUAAUGCUAUCCCUGCUAGUGGUGACUCUUAUAUACGUUUUGAAAAGAUUAAGUUCCGGAGAACUGAGGACUUUGCUAACUUUACCUCGGGGUUGGUACAAGUUAUUGUUUUUGAAGUAGAAGACAGAGAGACAAUUGGAGGUUCAGCUUAUGGCGGUCAAAGAGCUAUCUGCUGCACAGCUGAUCUUGCUAAAUUGGGUGUGUGCUCACAAGGAGAAAUCAUUCAUCGCCCUUCAACAAAGGAUCCUAGCUGGCCCCAUGUCUUUGGUGUUUCAUUCAAUGAAAAUGAGUUGAUGGCGACGUUGCCAUCAAGAUCGUUAGAGAUCACUAGAACAGGGAUGUAUAAUUUGUAUUUCAUGCAUUGUGAUCCCAAUCUCAAAGAAGUAUUUGUAGAGGGAAAAACUAUAUGGAAAAAUCCAGCUGGCUAUUUACCUGGUCGAAUGGCACCACUAAUGAAAUUUUAUGGUUUCAUGUCCCUUGCUUUUGUUUUACUUGGAGUGUUCUGGUUCUAUCAAUAUGCAAGAUAUUGGAAAGAAGUGUUCCCAUUGUUGAAUUGCAUAACGGUGGUGAUAACACUAGGCAUGUUUGAGAUGGCUCUCUGGUAUUUCGACUAUGCUGAGUUCAAUGAAACUGGAGUUAGGCCAACUGGCAUUACUAUCUGGGCAGUCACUUUUGGUGCUGUUAAACGUACAGUUGCACGUCUCAUAAUUCUCAUGGUCUCAAUGGGGUACGGUGUUGUGAGACCUACUCUAGGUGGCCUCACAUCAAAGGUGAUCAUGCUUGGAGUGACCUUUUUCCUGGCCUCUGAAGUUCUUGAAUUAGUAGAGAAUGUAGGUGCUGUCAGUGACCUUUCUGGGAAGGCAAGACUAUUUUUGGUGCUUCCUGUGGCUAUCUUGGAUGCUUUCUUCAUUCUUUGGAUAUUCAAGUCCCUUUCCGCCACUUUGAACAAGCUUCAGGCUAGGAGGAUGUUAGUCAAGCUGGAUAUAUACCGGAAAUUCACGAAUGCUUUGGCAGUAGCAGUUAUUGUGUCUGUCGGUUGGAUAUGCUAUGAGUUCUAUUUCAAAUCAAAGGACAUUUACAAUGAGCACUGGCAGAAUGCCUGGGUCAUCCCAGCCUUCUGGCAAGUCCUUUCCUUUUCUCUUCUAUGUAUAAUUUGUGCUCUUUGGGCUCCCUCUCAGAACUCAAUGCGGUACGCUUACUCUGAUGAUGUGGGAGAAGAGUUUGACAGAGAUGAUAGUUCUUUGACACUCAUUAAACCAUCUGCAAUGCCUUCAAAGGACAUUCGAAGUGCAUCAGAGGCUAGACCAGUACAAGCAAACAAUAGUGCAUCUAAUGGUGAUCUGGAAGAAGACAAGACAGAGUAAAGUAUAUCAUAGACAAUGCAAGAUUUCAAGAUAGGCUUUAAUUAUUUGAUUUACAGCCUUGUCAUUGUUGUAGCAAUCCUUCUCAGGCUCCCUGAAUCUACAUUGAAAGUUCUAUAGGAGCAUAGUUAAUGGCUAGGAAAUGUCCACUUCAGAAUUGCAAUAGGAGAGAGCUCAUCUUUAGUUUGGUUUUUGGUCAUGUUAUUUUCUUGUAAUUGGUCAUAAAUGAUACAGGAACACUAAAUUUUUGUUAUUUUCCUUCUGCCCUCA